AUGGCUACAUUCACACAUCUUAUCCGCUUUCUGGCCAAGGAUGGCCAGGUCUACUAUGGAGACGCGCUGCUUGACACAGGCGUGAGCGACAUCUCCAAAGCCACCCAUGCCAAAGUCAUACAGGGCGACAUCUUCGGCCAGCAUCGAGUAACUGACAAGGUCGCUGAGGUGCGCAUGCUCUUGGCUCCACUAGCUCGCAAAGACAUCGGAACCGUUCGCUGCUUGGGAUUGAACUAUGAACAACACGCCAAGGAAUCCAACUUACCCAUUCCCAAGUUCCCAAUUUUGUUCUUCAAGCCCGUCACCGCGAUCGCAGGCCCCACAGAUGAUAUCCCAGUUGCUCCAAUGGCGCAAGAAGGCGAGGGCCUGGAUUAUGAGUGCGAAUUGGUUAUUGUUAUAGGUAAAGAAGCUCGAGAUGUGAAGCAGAGUGAGGCAUUGGAGUAUGUCUUGGGCUAUGCCGUUGGCAACGAUGUCUCCCAUCGCGAUUGGCAGAUCAAACGUGGUGGUGGCCAAUGGAGCCUGGGCAAAGGCUUUGAUGGCUGGGCACCAUUUGGACCGGGCAUUGUGUCCUCUCGGGUGAUCUCUGAUCCCAAUGCUUUGCAUAUCUCGACAACUUUGAAUGGCACGACCGUCCAGUCCUCGUCUACCAAGGAUAUGAUCUUUGGGGUGGCCCAAACGAUUGCCUUUCUUUCGCAGGGUACCACACUUCUGCCUGGCGAUUUGAUCUUCACUGGAACGCCCCAGGGUGUGGGGAUGGGUCGCAAGCCCGCACUGUGGCUGAAGAAUGGUGACCAGGUGACUGUAGCGCUAGAGGGGGUUGGGUCAUGCACCAACCGUGUCGUCUUCGAUAAGCCUGCACCCAAACUAUAA
Molecule: messenger RNA, 870 nt
Organism: Penicillium angulare
Lineage: Eukaryota; Fungi; Ascomycota; Eurotiomycetes; Eurotiales; Aspergillaceae
Product: fumarylacetoacetate hydrolase family protein
Exons: 3
Coding region: 1-870 (289 amino acids)
Molecular function (GO): catalytic activity
Source: RefSeq, a predicted model, not a curated record